Molecule: messenger RNA, 2175 nt
Organism: Setaria italica (foxtail millet)
Lineage: Eukaryota; Viridiplantae; Streptophyta; Magnoliopsida; Poales; Poaceae
Product: exonuclease mut-7 homolog
Exons: 11
Coding region: 140-1828 (562 amino acids)
Biological process (GO): nucleobase-containing compound metabolic process
Molecular function (GO): 3'-5' exonuclease activity; nucleic acid binding
Source: RefSeq, a predicted model, not a curated record
CCUCCGGCCCUCCUAAAGCCACAAACCCUAGCACCAGAUCGCACCACGGAUUGUUCGGUCCCUGGAAGAAGAUUGGGGGAAGCGGGAAGGGAGCGAGCUCGGCCGGGAUAGUUGCAGGCUAACUAUGCUUUAAUGAAGCAUGGGUUGUUUUGAAGAAGUUUCCCAGGAAGGCCCUCAAACCAAUCAGCACACUGACGAGCGCUCCAUAUGCUUACAUGCAUUUUCUGAUCUAUCACACGUUCCGCCAGCCACUUUCAUUUAUCUUUUAAAGGACUGCUAUGCGUAUGGUACCAACAAAGCAACCUCAAAGUUUAAGAUCCUUCUGCAGCUGGUGAAAGCAGCAUUGCAUAAUGGGCCACAGCCAGGCCCUUUCACAUAUGCUGUCCAGUGUAUGUACAUUGUACCUUUGCUGGGGAAAACUUAUUCUGAAGGGUUCAGCCAUAUGUUGACAUCUUCGUUAAAGCACUUGAAAUCUGUUGAGUCCGUAAAGAAAGAUUUCUUGGAGGCAAAGCACCUUGCUGCACAACUUAUUCUUGAUAUCCUUGAUUCUGUUGUACCCCAUGAGAACCGCAUAUUGGUUAAGCUUCUUGAGACAUUUGAGAUUGAGUUGAGAGAUAUGGCUUAUGCUCUGUAUGGUUCAGAGUUGGAUGAUGAUCUAGUGAAAGCAAGGGAACAUCUAAGACAGUAUGUAAAAUGCUUUAUGGAAUCAGAAUCCAAUGCAAUCGCUGUGGCUCUGAUAACACGAUUUUCCAUCAAAUGCUGUGAUGAGUCCUUUCUCAUAAAAUUAAUUGAAAGCAAUCAAUUAGAUAUUGCAGAGGAGUGUGCUACUUUCAUGGGCAAGGAAAUGAUAUCUUUAGUCAUUCAGAAGUACCUAGAUAUGCAAAUGCUAAAGAGUGCGAACAAGUUGGUGAAAGAACAUGACCUUACAGAAGAAUUCCCAGAUGUUAGCUAUUUGUAUAAAGAGAGUUUAGUAAAGAAGUUGGCUGAGAAAGGGUGCUGGGAUAUUGCAGAAAUCCGGGCCAAGAAGGAAACAAAACUCAUGGAAUACCUGGUAUAUUUGGCCAUGGAAGCUGGUUAUAUGGAGAAGGUUGAUGAGCUUUGCCAGCGGUACUCCCUUGAAGGUUAUUUCCAUUCUUUGGUUCCAGAGAAGGUAUUUUGUGGAUCUGAUUACUUAGAUCUGAAGAAAUUGGAUGUAGAAGAAAUUGUCUGGGUCGAUGAGACCAAUGGACUGCUUAAUGCAACAAGUUGUAUCGAGGGUUUUAAGAUUAUUGGCAUGGAUUGCGAGUGGAGACCAAAUUUUGAGAAAAAUAGCAAACCUAGUAAGGUUUCAAUCAUACAAAUUGCAUCAGAUAAGAUAGCCUUCAUCUUUGAUCUGAUUAAGCUGUACGAAGAUAACCCAAAAGUAUUGGACAGCUGCUUCAGGCGAAUUAUGUGUUCAUCUAAUAUACUGAAGCUGGGCUACGACAUUCAAUGUGAUCUUCAUCAGCUAACACAAUCCUAUGGCCAAUUGGAAUGUUUCCAGUCCUACGAAAGGCUACUUGAUAUGCAGAAGCUGUUUAAAUGGGUUACUGGUGGUCUCUCUGGAUUGUCAAAGGAAAUAUUAGGACUUGGUUUGAACAAGACACGACGAAAUAGCAACUGGGAGCAACGGCCACUCAGCCAAAAGCAGAAAGAGUAUGCUGCUCUUGAUGCUGUGGUCCUUGUGCACAUAUUCCAUGAACACAUCCGGAGACAACCUCAGUUUGGUGUCUCUGAGGGAUGCAAAGCUGAAUGGAAGUCUCAUGUUGUUUCCGUAGUGAACAGCGCGCGUAGGCCAUUGCGUUUCUAGGAGUAGGGUUAGGCAAGUUGACUAAGAUGCAACACUAGCUUCUGAGAUCGGCUGUGAUGUCAGAGAACUGCUAAAGGUUAACAAAAAAAAUUGGUUUCUAAGAAGUUUAAGCUUUGAAGAUGGUACAUGUAGCUGUUAGAAAGUACUUCAUUCUGUUAUCUUUGUAAAUAUAAUACCUGCUUCAGAGUUUUCCUUUCCUGUCGUGUCUCAUUCAGGCUCAGUACAAUCCUUACCAGUUGAAUUUUGAACCCUUUUGGUGUUUCGAAUUAUAGUGAUACGGUACGGCGACACAGUCCCGUAUAUCCUGUACUAAACCCUGGGGCAACAAAGUCAGACAAUUGUUUUCA